Molecule: messenger RNA, 945 nt
Organism: Enterobius vermicularis (human pinworm)
Lineage: Eukaryota; Metazoa; Nematoda; Chromadorea; Rhabditida; Oxyuridae
Source: the annotation of a GenBank genome assembly
UUGGUCAUUCUACAGAAACAUUUUCAGUUAAUAAGCUACUACACUGAGUUAGGUUCUAAAGUUUCUGCACAAUUCGUCUACAAGUUGGAUACAAGCUGUGCCGAUCCAGUGGGUACAGAGCCACUUAAAAUUCCGUCAGAUCUAUAUAUAUAUCCAAUCAACGUGGCGAGGAAUGUGGCUCGAAUGAUCAAGGGUUUUUUUCUAAGUGACAUUCCUAGUCUCUCAACGGGAUAUACUCACGCCAACAAUAGAAAAUGUGCAUUGCUUCUACAAAAGCUUAGGCCAAGAUGCAGUUUGACCAUGGCCACAACAAAAAACAUUUUAUUCUCAAAUUACGAAUUUAUAUUUUCAAAAAAUUUUGAGCAGCAGAUGAUUGCAGUGGCCGAAGUUGAAAUGAAGAAACAUCCUAAAACAGUGCUGGUUCACAGAAUAUUUGAAGUGGACGAGUCAGUUAAAGAAAUUUUAGUCUACCCAAGAAGAAAAAAUGCACUUGCAGUUCUUUUGAAAGAGGCAAAAGCUGUCGAAUUCCACUCGCGAUAUUUCAAAGAAGGUCAUACAAUACCCGGUUUAAAGGAAUGGCUUCAAAGAAAGCUUCCAGACAAUAAACCUUCCGUUGAUCGUGUAGUAGCGUUUAUCUUCAAAUACACAAGAAAAGGCUGGGAACCGCAACUCGUUUCUUUAACAACCAUUCAGUUUCACGACGAAAACUUUCCUUACUACUGCUUCGACAAUACAGUUUUGAAGUGGGAACUAUGUCGACAUAAUUAUACAUUUGCUGUAGUCAGUAAUGUUAUUAUGGUUUAUCGAGGAAUCAAGACUUCUCCAGGUAACAUGAGAAAGAUCCAACUGUUGGGAAGAAAACAGUGCAGUGAGGCUACAGUAGCUUUCAAUGAACGAAUGAUGAAGGAACACCCGGAGACACAAGAACUGUGCCCUAAAAUCUGA